This is a messenger RNA of Spirodela intermedia, 8681 nucleotides long. The record is from the annotation of a GenBank genome assembly. NCBI's taxonomy places the organism in Eukaryota, Viridiplantae, Streptophyta, Magnoliopsida, Alismatales, Araceae.
AUGCAGCCAGGGAACCCUGGCUUCGGUGGCAACGGAUACGUCCACGAGCCGGUUGUCUUCGGUAAGCCGGAGAAGUCCCGGUACCGCCGAGGAAGAGGAUUGGGUCGCCACCCAUUUAGGGCCAGUUCCUCUUCACCUUCUUAUUUACAGCAGCAAUAUGAAGAGAAGGCAGUUCCCCGCUGUACAGAGUUCGACAUGGCCUACUUCCAGUCAUAUUCCCAUGUUGGCAUCCACGAGGAGAUGAUAAAGGUAAUCUUCAUUUUAUUCUCCCUUCUUUUCUCAUAAAUAAGCCGUCUUCUUUUUUUCUGUUCGAAAAUUCGCUGUCUCGAUUCACUAAUCGGAUUAAAUGAUUAAUUUGUAUUCUCUGGCGUAAGAAUAUUAGUCCGAAUCAGUCUGUGUUGACGUUUAAAUUAGUUUGUAGUACAUUCCUCGUGGAUUGUAUAUUGAAUUCUCGUUCUGAUAGUUUAUAUUAAAAAUGUUGGAAUGUAGUUACACUGCAUAAGGUCAUUUGAGCGACACAGUUCUUCCUUCAGAAAAUAUUUUGUAGGCGUUUAUGAAACAGUAAGGCUAAGCAGACCAUUUCAACACCAGUACAUCUUGAAUAUGCCAAAUAUUCUACGGUUUUUUUAUAAAUAGAAGUAAUGUUCCUUAUUCAAUAUAGGCAAACUUGUAAUUGGGUCAGAGAUUUCUUAGAACUUACUCUGAGUUGUUCGGAAAAAUCAACAGUCACAGUCUUUCAAAAUCUCUGGUACGAUCUAGUAGGACUUGCCCUUCUUCAUACAUUAAUGGAUGCACAUUUAUCUAUAGUUCUCCUGGUUCUUUGCUUUCCAAAUAUUCAUCUUAGGCAACUCAUGGUUAUAGUGGUGUUCGAUACUUGGAUUCUAUAUAACGAAAAUCUUAAGUUAAGAUACAUGGAUUCUUCUUUCGAAGUUUUAUUGCAUCUUUAUCCACGUCACUUUUAAUGUAGCGGUAUUAUUGUGGUAAAGAUUCAAUCAAUACUGUAACAGUGCCUUGUUUUACCAUACGAAGAUUAUUAUCACAAUAGAAAUGCUGUUAGGAGCAAAUGAUUGCCGUUUCAUGCAUUAGACUGGGACAUGAUUUUCUGAUGUUAAUGGUCCUUUUUUGUGUUUUAUGGAGUGUCUUUUUUAUGUUAUAUAAAUACAUAUUUUGGUUAAUGAUGUUCUAAAAUAAAAAAAUGGACUUAAAACGGAAAACAGUCUUAGCUGUCCUAGUAACUUUGAAAUGUGUGUUGAUUAGGGUUUAAGAAGUAGCUCGGUAUCUGUUCCUUAAAAGCUUUGUCUCGAUUAAAGUUAUUUAUAGCCAGUAAGCACUCUACUGUAGAUAAUAUGAUUUUUUUUUUUCUCCCCUUAAUGUAGAAGGUGGAGUAGUGGAGUAUGAGGACGUCUUUCUGACCAACUUUCAUGGCUUUAGGAAGGGGAGAGGAAGUCAAGUUUUUAGAAUACGAUACGACCCCCAGUUUGCCACAUCUGCUGAUUCAAGUGGAUAAUAUGUGUGUUGCUUGAGUGUCUCCCUGUCGUGUGGGUGUCUGGUCCUUUCUGGAAUACGUUGGACUUUAUAUUCUAAUGGGGAUUGGAAGUGGACUGGAAGGGGUAGUGGAUGAUCUUCAGGAGACGUUGCCAACAAUAUCAGCAGUACAGUGGACUUCCUGUUUUGUGAUUGGUUGGGUAGAGGGAACUUGAAAUUUUACAUGAAUGUAUAGGGGAUACCCCAGUAAUAGGAAAUUCUCAGGUGGCACAUAGUAGAGAAGUUGAAGUUGUGAGAAUAUUAGGCUUGUGUGCAUCAACUAUUGAGUAUCUUUGAUUCACCGGGAGUUUGCCCCUCUCUCUCUCUCCCUCCACUUUUCAUUCGUGUUUGUUUGCAUGUCAUGAGAAGACAUGGCUUUGUGAAUGACAUUUCUCCUGUUUGGAACAAAAGAUAUAGUUGACUCUUUGUUUAUUAUUGCAGGAUAAUGUGAGAACUGAAACUUAUAGGGCUGCUAUCAUGAGACAUCAAAACUAUAUCGCAGGCAAGGUACUACGUCUCUUUUAUAUUCUGCUGCUUUCGUGUACAUAUUAUUUAAUAUCUGAAAGAUACUCUUUGCAUCUUACUCGGCCUUACAUGUAGUUUAAUAUGUAUCUGUAGGUUGUUGUUGAUGUUGGUUGCGGGACAGGCAUUCUUUCUAUUUUCUGUGCACUUGCUGGUGCGAAGCGGGUAAGAGGGAAAACAAGUUACAGCAUUAUAUAUGAGCGUUUUACGAUUUUCAAGAAUCAUCUGUUGCAUCUAUUUCUGUGGCUGCCCCUGCGUAGGUGGAUUUUUUAUCUUAACAAUGAGUUGUUUGAGAUUUAUAUAUCCACUGUGCCAUAGUUUCGUCGGUACUUCUGUUCGUUAUCAACCCAUGAAUAUUGGAAACGUCUGUGAGAACUAUGCUAGAUAUUUUAUGAUUUAACCGUUGAAGUAAAGAUUGGGAUUGGUAUUUGGCUCGUUGUCUUUUAAUGAUUAAAUAGCUUGAAUGCUAGCCAGUGCUGGGGAAUCCACUUUAGGUAGAAUUUAUAAAGUAGGUAUGGAGCUGCUUUUAGGAAACUAGCUAUGCUGUCCUUUUGGAACUGACACCGAGAGUCAUAUGAAUCCUAACACAUAAUCAUAAUCACUGUGGGAAUCUUUUGAAUGGUGCCCCCGUUUAGAAGCACACUGCUGAAAUCACUUCCUCGAUUCAGUUACUAGUGCCAAAGUCACUUCGUAUUGUUAGAAAGGCCUGCUAUGAUGAACAUACUUUUCUAUCAAGCAGUAUAACCCUUGUAAGGAAUACAGUGAAUCUAUGAGUGCACUCUUUUCAAAUCAUGUAGGAAUGCUGAGGAAUCAAAAUUUUUGGUAAACAAAACCUGCGUUUGGUUUCAAUUUACUUCUGAUAUCAUUGAUGCACUCUUGAGAUUGAUCUGACCACUUUGCCGCUUUAGCUUGUACCUUAAUGUUUAUAGUGACACAUCAAGAUAGUGAUUACAUGUAAAUCUUGUUGUCAUUUGGUAAUAGUGAAUAAAAAAUGAACUUUUCCUGUCUCCACGCUUUUGGCACUACAGAAUGGGGCACUUAGAAUAGAGGAUUUGGUGCUACUUCAACCUUAUUCUUAUAGACAUGAAAUUGGUCUGCAGGUUUACGCAGUAGAUGCAAGUGAGAUUGCUGUUCAGGUAAUUAUGCUUUGCAUCCGAAAUACUAUGAUCUAGAAGCUUUCAGAGUGGGACACGCCACUUUAAAGCUAUUUCUUUUUUGGUAUUUUCUGUUGAUCUGGGUUUGAUUGUUUCUGUUGAUUAUUCUGUGUGAUUUGCGGUUGUGUAUUUUUUGUUCCUAUACGUAGAUGAUUUCAUUCAAGAUAAUUUACUAUACUUCGUGGUAGUGUUUUCUUUGAUUGCUCAAUUCCGGUUCCAACCUGUCCACAAGAGUGCAAAUCUCAUAACAAUAAGCCUAUCUCUUAAUUCUGUUUAUAACGAUUAUUGACUUACUUAAAUUUCUAUAAGUAUUGAUCGUUUCUAACUUCAUUUUUUACUUGAUUAGUUUCUUCUGCAUGAUUGUCUUGGUAUCUUCUUUUAUUUUUUGUAGGUCUUGUCCACAUUUUCGAUUUUUUUCCGUUUCUGAGCGACCACUUUUCCAGGACACAUUUAAGUGCUCGUCUUUUUUUUUUUUCUUUUUUUAAUGGAGGGAAGAGCUAUUGGUGCUUGAUUUUGUUUAGUAUCUACUUAUGUGGCGAUGCUGAAAUACACUUUUCCGCGUUUGAAGAAAUGUCUACUCUGCUAAUAAAUUUACUCGCCCUUCUCUCAUAUCUGCCUCCUGUAAAUCAUGCCAUAUCCAUUCCGGAAGCCCUCAAAAAUACCUGCUGGCUAUUUUCUUUAAAUGUUUACAAAAUUAAAGAUAAGUACAGAACGCCUCGCACUCUCUCCUUGGUCAGUUCUUUCCCUUUCCUCAUUCCAUCCGAGCUUUUUAUGAUCAAUACAAUUAUUACACGAGAAUACUGCUGAAUGCAAGUAUUCCAGACAAUUUCCACUCUAUUGCCUGAUGGUUAUGGAUUCGAUUUCAGUGUCUACAGUUAAAUAUUUGUCAUAUGGAAGCGACAUUUUGACUUUCAUCUCCUUUGUCGUUAUUCAAAGGAACAAUUUAAGAGCUUGCUGAGAUAUUUUUUCUUGGAAAAGGAAAAUGCCUAGUAAUUCACCUAUCAAAUCGGAACUUUUUUAUACAAUUUCGUUGUUGUCCAUGGGAAGAUUUGAUAUUGCAAAUAAAAUACUAACUUUCAAGCGUUGUUUCUGAGAUGUUUUUGAUAGGCCAGUGAAGUCGUAAAGGCAAAUAAUCUAACUGACAAGGUCAUUGUUUUGCAUGGCCGGGUAGAGGUAAAUCAUUUGACCGCUUUUUUCCAUGAGUUUAUCCUGUUUUUAGCAUUUAUCAUUACUUUCUGUUGCUUUUUGCCUAAGUUUCGAUUUUUAGAAUUUGUUAAUCAGUUCCAAAAGUUUUUUGCUGUAAAACGGAAAAACAUUUAAAAUAGUGCUUACGACAUUGACUUUGGAAUCUCAAGUGAGGUCAGGAUUUAUAAAAUUGACUUUGGGCAUGUCUUUUGCCAACUUAUUUUUCAUGUUGUCCAAUUUUGCUGAUCGCUUUAGACGAAAGCAAGGGGUGAUAAUUCGUGACAAUACUGUGGGAUAUUGACGUGCAGCUUGCUGUUGUGCUUGCUUUCAUGAAUCACCUCUUUUAGUUGGUGUAAUGGUCCCAAAAAGGAAGUUAAGGAGGUGGUCAUUCCUUGAACACCAACUUGCUUAGGCGUGCUAGGUACACGAUUCUAGCUGCAAUUGCCAAUCCUAUGGCAUGGGAAACCACAGCCAAACAGUUGCCAUUUAUAUUUGCACGUAUUCUAGAUACAAACGUCCCUGUCAAUGUGGAUGUGUUCAUUCGUUCGUGAAUAUGUGUCACAUAUUGCAAUCGUGUUGAAUGUUGACUCCAUAUCACGUGCUAUUCAUGGUAUCCAUGUGCACUUCCCUGGUAGUCCAUGGUAAGUGGUCACUGGAUUUCCAUCUAGUGGUUGCUGCUAAUGUGUGGCAUGCUGCAUGAAAAUGCGUAGCCUCUCUCUCCCUCCCUCCCUCUCUCUCUCAUUAUAUGUACUUUUUUGUCUAUAUAUUAACAUAUGGAUACCCACUCUACAUCAACAUACAUUAAGAAUGUUAAGAUGGUGCAAUUUAUUAAUAUUGCUAUGCACAUAAUUUCUAAAUGUUGCUUCCCUUUAUUUAUCGGACAUGAAUGCUUUUCAUUUCGUAACAUGAUUUGAAUCUCUGAUGAAUUCAGGAUGUUAACAUAGAGGAAGAAGUUGAUGUCAUAAUUUCUGAAUGGAUGGGGUACAUGCUUUUAUAUGAGGUGAAUACAUUCUCUUUCUUCUUUUAUGAUUCUUUUUAUCCAAAAAGAUUAUUAAGCCAGAAAUCGAUGAGACUCUUCUUUAAUCGGUCUACUUAUUUCCCACGGUGUUUCCUUUGUUUUGGCUACAGAGUAUGCUUGGUAGUGUAAUUACUGCAAGGGAUCGCUGGCUCAAAGCAGGAGGGCUUAUUCUUCCGUCACAUGCCACAGUAAAGAUUCUCAUCCUGUUAAUAUUUUUGUGCAUUUACAUACAACAAAGAUGGACAGGGCAACACUUCUACGCGUUACAACUGUUAAUAUUAAAAAAGGCAGGAUCCAACCCUCUACGCAUGCAUGAUUAUGGUAUGCGGUGGAAAUUUCACUGUGGAAUUCCUAAACAGACACAAUUAGAUAAGUGCUUCAUUUCACUUUGGAAUCCCUGUUAAGUUUUAUUCACGAACUGCUUAAGCAGGUUUUUGGUCAUUAAUUGAGCUUGGUGGGCAGAAUAUGUUCUGCAUUCUGAUGUUGGUUAACCUAAUGCUUCCAUAAAGGAUUCCCUAACGUAUGAUGUUGUUGUUUUUACAUCUGAGCGUCACGAUUAACAAAUUACUGAUAAUAUUUUUAUACUUCUGCAACCACCAAUUGGUAAGAGUUUCUUCAUGGAAAGGUUUUUAUUGUCUCAACUGUUAUAAAUGUUUAUCCCAUGACUUAUAAGGAGGAUUUGGAUUUGAGAGUUGAACUGCGAUUCUGAAUCUUUCACAACAAUAUGCUUCUUUAAUAUGGCCAAUGAAGUCUUGUGCCAAUCUUCCAAGGAAUCAUGUCAUGAUUCUCUUUGUAGUUCACUCAUUUGAAAUGUUGAUGACUGGUGAGCUUUCUACGUUCAUACUUCAUAUUCAAAUCUUAAGUAGUGGUUAAUGACCGCUCUGCUGUUGCAGUUGUACAUGGCACCAGUUACCCAUCCAGACAGAUACCGUGAAAGCAUUGACUUCUGGCGCAACGUUUAUGGCAUUGAUAGUAAGUAAUCAACCAAUAUUUUGACGCUUUAACUGUGAAUGAGUGAGCAUAUGCUACAUUAUCGCCAUGACAUGAAUUCUGACAUGAAUGAGUCAGCGUUGCGAAGGAAAGAGGCCCAUUGAUCACAAAUUACUGUCUCCUUGUAAAAGAGAUUCAUAACCAGUAAGCUGCUAACAAAAUACGUGCUAUCUCAUGGCAAGUUCUGAACUGAAGGCUGCAGAAAACAGAGUAUUGAGGAUCAGCAGUACCCAGUCUUUUUGUUUCUUCCUUUGCCAGAUGGUGAUGUUGUGGUCAGGGGGGCAGUGUUAGCCUGCCCAGAAUUAAGAUGUCAGAGUUAGCCUGGAAUCACCUGAUUCUUUUUUCGGGCAGAGAACACUACUUCCUACUAAUUGACAAGUGAACUUUUAAAAAAAAAAAAAAAAGAUAGGAAAAAAAGCGAUAUUCUUGUAUGUUUGGGGAAAACUGCGAGAGACCUUUCUGAUAUAUAUUUCCUUGGUUAUAUUUCCCUGAAUUGACACGUGUUUUCCAAAUACUGAGUUGACUUGAAUUGGUGAUCGUCCUUGGUUGGUUUCAGUGUCUGCUAUGUUACCACUCGCAAAACAGUGCGCAUUCGAAGAGCCGUGCGUUGAGACAAUAACGGGCGAGAAUGUUCUCACUUGGCCUUUUGUGGUGAGUCCCUUGAUUCUUUGCAUGAUGCUUCCAACAUGAGACUCUCAAUUUAAAUGUCAUAUUAUAAUUAUUAUUAUUAAUUUACUCUCAUAUGUUAUGAAAUGAGUACUGAGCAGAAUGCAAGACUUUUUCUGGCAUCAUCUGGCCAUUGCAUGCCCAGUGGAUUACAGAAAUAGAUGAUCUCUUCUUUGAAAGGAACCCUAACAGUUGUUGACUUUUAAAUUACUGAAACGAAGAGAAGCAAAUAUAGAACCAAAUGUAGAAGAUGAAGGGAGGAAUUAUUGCGGAUAAUAACAUAGACAGAAAAAUAGUGAAAUUGUUUGAAUCUCAUUCGAAAAAAAUCAUCCUUAGCAGAUUUACAUGUUCUUCUAUCUGCCUAAUGUCUUCCACAAUUUUUCACUAUGCUUUCUAAAGUGAAAGUUAUAAUUUCGAUUCAUGAGCAGGUGAAGUACGUGGAUUGCUACACUGUCACAAUAAAAGAGUUGGAGUCUGUUACAUCCAAGUACAGAUUUGAGUCCAUGAUGCGAGGUAUGGGCCUGUUCAUCGUCUUAUAGUUUAUGUACCCGCACCCUUGUGUUAAAGCUUGAUGUUUGACCUUUGCUGCAAUGGGAGCUAUAUUGCUUAAUGUGCAUGUUAGAACUGAUAAAGGGUAGCUCUAGUUUUUUCGGAAUCUCGAGGAUGACCGGGGCUUAUUAUCACCUGUCAUUUAGUCCUAAUUAGGAACUUGACGAUAGCUCCCUUUUUACAAAGGUUCUUCAUUACUUCUGGCCGAUUUUCCCUCUCCGAGGUGACUUUCUUUGUAAACCAUACCUUGUGAUGCCCAUUGCAAAACCACAUAGGGUGAGAUUGUUUCAAAACCCAUAUGGUAAAAUUGAAAGCCCAAUGUUACCCAUAUGCGCUCUCUCGCUCUCUCUCAUCAUGAAAUCUUCCUGAGUAUAAACUAUAUUAUGGUUUAUGUUCAUGCGGUCAGCCUUGGCUGGACUUGGCUCUUUAGAGCUUCUAGUUUUUUUGUGAUGCCACCGGUGACUGAGGAAGCAUCAUCGGUUUCCAUGCUCUUGUGUUUCUUCUCCCAGCUCCUCUUCACGGGUUUGCUUUCUGGUUCGACGUGGAAUUCAAUGGCCCGGCCAUUUUCGCGAGCAACCACUUGCCAUACCCCUCUCAAAGCUCCUCCGCCGACCCCAACCUCAACGGCUCGGAUCAGAGGAAGAAGAGAGCGAAGUCCGACGAGGCGUUGAUCCUGUCCACGGCUCCCGAGGAUGCCCCCACACACUGGCAACAGGUACGCCCCCUCCGUUUCUCCUCCUACCGAUUCUCUAUUGCUCUCUAAUCACGGCGGCCCCCGCUCCCCGCAUUGCUCCAGACCUUGAUCUAUUUCUACGACCCGAUUGAGGUCCAGCAAGAUCAGAUCAUAGAAGGCUCCAUAACCAUCUCCCAGAGCAAAGAGAACUCGAGGUUCUUGAACAUUCACCUCGAGUACGCGUGAGUAUUCGAUUAUCCCCAAGCACCAUUCCAGUCUUCUUUCCUGUUUUCUGUCUGAGAAGUGAUGGGGGAUCCCCGUGGUGUGCUGGGUUUCUUCUAUGACUUGCUGUCGCAGAUCUGGCGGGCGAUCCUACGUGAAGGAGUCCGUCAUGAGGUGA